UCAACAGCGGAUGUGGUGUCGACUUCCUACUCAGACACUGACACGCAUUCACCGGUCAGCUCGGCUUGUUGUUUUUCCCUUACCCCGCUGGUUCACGUCUGUCGCCGCUGGUGCUGGUUUAUGAUCGGCCGUUUGUUCGGUAACGUGACUCAGAGGGUGCCGAGCUUGUUGUACCGGGUGUCGCUGAUGAUGAAGCCGCAGGUUGUGUUCGUGCUGGGCGGGCCUGGCGCCGGCAAAGGGACCCAAUGCUCCAAAAUCGCGGAGAGCUACAACUACACCCACUUGUCAGCUGGGGACUUGCUGAGGGAAGAGCGAGCUAGAGAGGAGUCAGAGUUCGGACAGCUCAUUGCCAGCUACAUCAAGGAGGGCAGAAUUGUCCCUGUGGAGAUCACCAUUAACUUACUCAGGAAGGCGAUGGAGGAGACCAUGAAGAAAGAUGAGAAAAAGUUCCGUUUCCUCAUAGAUGGUUUCCCCCGUAACGAGGACAACCUUCAAGGGUGGAACAAAGUCAUGGAUGGCAAAGCAGAUCUCAAAUUUGUGCUUUUCUUUAACUGCAGCAAUGAGGUUUGCAUCAACAGAUGUUUAGAAAGAGGGAAGAGCAGUGGACGCACAGAUGACAACAGAGAGAGCUUGGAGAAAAGAAUCCAAACCUACCAGCAGUCUACACAACCAAUCAUUCAACUGUAUGAGAAACACGGAAAGGUGCGCACUGUAGACGCCUCUCAUUCUGUGGAUGAGGUGUUUGCUCAUGUGAAAGCCAUCCUAGACAAAGAAGGUUGAGUUUCUCCAGCUGCCAACAACAUUCAUUUACCUUUUUUUUAGUUUUCUUUUUAUCAACAGCAAGUCCACUAUAAUAAGUUUAUAUGUCCAUUCAUAUGACUUUUUGGUAACUUUUUUUGUUUGUUUGUUUUCUAUCUCUUUUGUAAAUGCUGCACCAUUUGUUUGUGAGUGUGUAUGUGUGUGUGUACAAUAUGUAUUGAGUAUUGGUAUGAAUGAGAAGUAGAGAUGCUUAGCAGCUACUUGUGAUCAACUAACUCAUGUUCAGCAGAGCUCACAGCUCGUCUUUCAUCAUAGUUUGAGGCCUUUGCAUAGGAACAAAAUGGAUCCUUAGCUUAGAGAGUCACUUUUUUUGUCAAUCAAACACACUUCUAGAAGUGGAAGUCUCUAUAAAAAUGGUAUCAAUCAAAAAUGUCCUCAGAGUAUCAUGUCAUUGGAAGCAGCCAUAAUGCUUCAGACCAAAUAGUUGUUUGACCUGAUGACGACAGACUGGGAUCGAUUUAAGACUUGACAGGACAGCCAAUAACCUUCAAAUAAAAUCCUUAAAACAUCA
Molecule: messenger RNA, 1330 nt
Organism: Siniperca chuatsi (mandarin fish)
Lineage: Eukaryota; Metazoa; Chordata; Actinopteri; Centrarchiformes; Sinipercidae
Gene: cmpk1
Product: cytidylate kinase
Exons: 6
Coding region: 121-780 (219 amino acids)
Biological process (GO): 'de novo' pyrimidine nucleobase biosynthetic process; UDP biosynthetic process; CDP biosynthetic process
Cellular component (GO): nucleus; cytoplasm
Molecular function (GO): ATP binding; UMP kinase activity
Source: RefSeq, a predicted model, not a curated record